This is a messenger RNA of Medicago truncatula (barrel medic), 1481 nucleotides long. RefSeq names its product probable esterase PIR7A. The record is from RefSeq and is a predicted model, not a curated record. Gene Ontology annotation, biological process: jasmonic acid metabolic process; salicylic acid metabolic process. Bases 91 to 936 code for a protein of 281 amino acids. NCBI's taxonomy places the organism in Eukaryota, Viridiplantae, Streptophyta, Magnoliopsida, Fabales, Fabaceae. The transcript has 3 exons. Gene Ontology annotation, molecular function: methyl indole-3-acetate esterase activity; methyl salicylate esterase activity; methyl jasmonate esterase activity.
CAAUUAUAAUUGGUCAAAGACCAAUUGCACAUAUAUAAAGGUCUAUCUACUAGCUCAUUCCUAAUCAUAGAGAUAUAAUAUAUUAUCAAUAUGUUUAAACGGGGAAGACACGUAAUUGUGUUGAUUCUUCUCUUCUUCAUUCUUUCAUUUUCUGUUGAUGUUAAUGGAAAGCACUUUGUGCUUGUUCAUGGAGCUGGCCAUGGUGCAUGGUGUUGGUAUAAGGUUGCAACUAUGCUUAAAUCAGCUGGUCAUAAUGUUACAACUAUUGACAUGGCUGCUUCAGGUAUCAAUCCAAUACAAGUUCAAGAGAUUCAUUCAAUUUCAAAAUAUUAUGAACCAUUGAUGACAUUUAUGGAAUCUCUUCCUCCAAAGGAGAAGGUGAUUCUUGUGGGUCAUAGUUAUGGAGGGAUACCCUUAUCUGUUGCUAUGGAAAAGUUCUCUAAGAAAGUUUCGGUUGCAGUUUUUGUCACUGCACUGGUUAUGAGUGAAACCCUUAAUUUCACAAGUGUAAUUCAAGAGAAUGAGAGAAGAACUCAACAAAAUCCUCCACAAUUAUUGUUCUUUAAUGGACCAAACAGUCCUCCAACUGCCUUGUUGCUUGGAUCCAAACUCUUGGCAUCUCAUCUGUAUCAAUUAUCGCCUAAUGAGGAUUUAACACUUGGAUCAUCAUUGGUGAGGCCACAUCCUAUCUUUAACGACAUAAAACUAGUGUUGAAAGAAACAAGAGUUACCAAGCAGAGGAAUGGAAGGGUACCAAAAGUCUUCAUUAUCAGCAAAGGAGACAAUAUCAUCAAAGAGGAUAUGCAAUUAUGGAUAAUUGAGAGAACUGGUCCAUAUGUUGAAGUGAAAGUGAUAAAGGAUUCAGAUCACAUGGUCAUGUUCUCUAAACCUAAAAAACUCACCUCUCACAUUCUAAAGAUUGCUCACAAAUACUAAAUAAGCUUUCAUUGGUUUUUUUUUAUCAACAGUUUUAAGACCUUCAUCUUUAUUAGUUUGUGAUUUAUAGAUGUUGUGUAUUGUUUUUAUAAUAAAAAGGAGAAUGGUUAAAUUAUUAUUAAUUAAAUUGAUACUAGUGAUCAUUUUAAUUAAAAUUGUUCAAGAAAAUUUGAACUCCAUUCGUUUAUGUAUAAAGGUUAAUUCUUACUAUUGGGCUGAUAUGAUUUACGAACAGAUCAUGUGUAUACGAAUUCAUUCAUGUUUCUAACUAACGAAUGUUUAUUUUUUUUCAUACUAGGAAAAAAAAGAAAGUAAAAGCAUGUAGUUGAUGUAUUGUGUCUGAGUUUUGGAGAAUGUGUUGGAGAUUUCUAAAAUAAUGGAAUUAUUUUAGAACAAAAAGUUAUAACUCUUCACAAGAGUUGUAACUCUUUACGUGAAUCAUUCAUAUGUAUUGGAACCUUUGGCAAAUCAGUGAUUAAUGAACCAUAACAUUGAUUCAAGUGUAUAUGAUAACAUUUAGAAAAUGCGUGCUUAAUGAACCAUAA